AUGAGAGAUAGAUGGGAGGGAGAAAAGUCACAAGCGUGGGAGGCAUACCUGAAGAUGAAGAGCCGCAACGCGCUUCGUAGUGAGAGUCCAGAGGAUGGGUAUUCGUCGUUAGACGCGACAUUACAUGCGGCACUAGAUAUUUUGGAGUCCGGCAUGGGGUGCGAUGCGGAGAGGUUACGUCAGUUUUCGUUUCGAAAGAUACAUCGGAGUUUGUGUAUUAUGAAGAAACAAGACCGGAUGCCUUUGUCGUUGGUAAGAGAGUUGUGGGAGAUGGACUACAAAUUGGCGGACAAAUGUGCGAAGCAGAUGGAUAGGGUUGGAUUAGUAGACCUUCAUUACGACAAUGAUGGUGGGUGGGUACGGAUGCAUGAUCUGACGCACGAUUUUGCGGUGCAGGAGGCGCAGAAGGAAGAAAGUGUAACGGUCUGGUAUAAGAAGUUGGCAGAUGUAUGCAAGCAGGGAGGAGGACUGCUUGCUAUAACUGAGAGCGAGGGCAGAGAGAGCAAGGAUGCAAGAGAGAAGUAUGUUUUCGAGAGCAUAUAUCGCGUUCUGAAACAGGGCGGGUGUUUGGAGGAGCUGAAGAAUCUAUUUUUGAAAGCGCGAUGGGUGAAGGCAGUGAUACAGAGAGGAAGUGUGUGGCAAUACGAGGAAGCUGUAAAGGAUCUAAAUAUCUUCUUGAGGAACACGGGAGGAAGCGAGAGCCUUUUAAGGGAUACCGGAGAAGAAGAUUCGGUGUCUGCGAUGGAAUUGAUGAUGAGAGCUGCACGACUGAGUGUACCUUUUUGUGGUGAAGGCAGUGCAGGGAUUUACUUUCAACUGUACGGAAGAAUCAAGCACAGGGCACCAGAAUUAGGUAGUGUGCAAAGGAUACUCGAGGAAAUCGAGACAUACGCACCACGGCCGUGGGUGCGACCUGUGGGUGAGUGUGUAGCGCGAGCCGAUGGAAGGUUGGUGGAGCAGAUUGUUCUGCCAUAUUUCGGUUCCAGAGAAAUUCAAGUGGGCAUGGAUUCCAGUGGUGAGGUGUAUGGAUGUCAGCUGAACGGGUCCGGGGCAGAAGUAACAGUUUUCACGCAAUGUGCUGAGAAGGAGACGAAGAUGGUUCGAUUAGAAGGCGAGCUCGAAACGGAGAGCCAGAGCCCAGGGGACGUUGAAGCAAGAAGUGUAACCUCCGAAGUGACUGGACAAAAACGGAGCAUGACGAAAGCUACGUGCGCAACUUUCUGUGAGAGGAAGGGGUAUGUUGCUGUGGGAUAUGAAGACGGGACGUUAAGGCUGUGGAGUACGUCGGAGAAGAAAGUAUUGAGAAGUUUCCACGGUCAUAGGUCGGAGGUGCGUUGCGUUGCGAUGAGUGGGGACGGAAGACGUGUGGUGUCUGGAUCUGAGGACGCUAGCGUGCGGGUGUGGGACGUGGAGACAGGAGCACAAGUCGGGGAGGCGUUAGUCGGAUACACGGAUGUAGUGCGUAGCGUUGCGAUGAGUGGGGACGGAAAACGUGUGGUAUCUGGAUCGUAUGACGAGAGCGUGCGAGUGUGGGGCGUGGAGACGGGAGCACAAGUCGGGGAGGCGUUAGUUGGACACACGGAUUGGGUGCGUAGCGUUGCGAUGAGUGGGGACGGAAGACGUGUGGCAUCUGGAUCGUUUGACACGAGCGUGCGAGUGUGGGACGUGGAGAGGAGUGCACAAGUCAGGGAUGCGUUAGUAGGACACACGGGUAUUGUGUAUUGCGUUGUGAUGAGUGGGGAUGGAAGACGUGUGGUAUCUGGAUCGGCUGACAAGAGGGUGCGGGUGUGGGACGUGGAGACAAGAGCACAAGUCGGGGAGGCGUUAGUUGGACACACGGAGGAUGUGUGUACCGUUGCGAUGAGUGAGGACGGAAGACGUGUGGCAUCUACAUCGUUUGACAAGAGCGUGCGGGUGUGGGACGUGGAGACGGGAGCACAAGUCGGGGACGCGUUAGUUGGACACACGCAUUGGGUGAGAAGCGUUGCGAUGAGUGGGGACGGAAGACGUGUGGUAUCUGGAUCGGAGGACAAGAGAUUGCGAGUGUGGGACGUGGAGAGAGGGAUCACACUUUACAUCGGGAGGGUAGAGGAUUUGGGAGAUAUCAAGAGUCGGUUCCUGACGACGCCAGACUUGGGUACUGCUUCUCACGCCGGACGAAGAUCACAAAUAUUUUCAAGGGAGGGAGGAAUUAUUCAAAGGCGAGAGGAUGGGUCUGAGGCUGUCUUGGCACAGUUGGACAAUCCAAGAGACUUGCAGAUAGACCAUGAUCACGGGGUCGCAGUAGCAAGGGUGGGUCAUCUAGUUGCUAUCAUGAGGCUAGUGGUGUAA
Chondrus crispus (carragheen) is the source of this 2331-nucleotide messenger RNA. Its product is annotated as WD40-repeat containing protein. NCBI's taxonomy places the organism in Eukaryota, Rhodophyta, Florideophyceae, Gigartinales, Gigartinaceae. The record is from RefSeq and is a predicted model, not a curated record. The transcript has a single exon. Bases 1 to 2331 code for a protein of 776 amino acids. Gene Ontology annotation, molecular function: protein binding.